Messenger RNA from Talaromyces rugulosus, 3207 nucleotides. RefSeq lists its product as uncharacterized. Bases 1 to 3207 code for a protein of 1068 amino acids. The transcript has 3 exons. NCBI's taxonomy places the organism in Eukaryota, Fungi, Ascomycota, Eurotiomycetes, Eurotiales, Trichocomaceae. Gene Ontology annotation, cellular component: cytoplasm. Gene Ontology annotation, molecular function: tau-protein kinase activity; ATP binding; protein serine/threonine kinase activity. Gene Ontology annotation, biological process: intracellular signal transduction; protein phosphorylation; microtubule cytoskeleton organization. The record is from RefSeq and is a predicted model, not a curated record.
AUGUCGUCUGCUGCCAUGCAGACGGCUCCUGCUCAUACCUCGGCCGCACCCACCACCUCUUACACCACCUCCCACCCCCAGAAUGCGUACCCUUCCAGAGCCUCAGCCACACAUCAUCAACAACAACAUUCUCGCUCCUCUCAGUCUGUCGACAGGUCGGCCCGUGGCUCGCCUCCAUCAAGACGUUCCAACCCACAGUCAACCACCAAUGGUGUGAACCCUAAUUCCACUCUUGCUCCGCAGCAGGCUCCCUACGGAUCAGCAUCGCCCACCAUGAACGCCUCUGUCCAGCAAUCCCCCAACUUGGCCAACUCGCAGAGCCCUGUUUCGGCUGAUCACAGUCAGAGUCGUUCUAAUGUGCCCGAAGGGCUAGCAAUCCCCCCACGAACCUCAUCACACCAGCGGCCCCGAAACCACGCGUCAAGCCAUUCAAGAAGCAGAGGCGAUGAAACCAGCGAGGGCAGGUCCCGUCGUCGAGCACAGCAGUCCUCUGAAACUCCAUCUGACACAAACGACAGCCGAAGCCAACGUCGCCAGAAGAGUACUGACAACACCGGAACGGGUUCGUCCACCGAGGUCGAUGCCCUCAACCCGAUCCUAAACCACGUUGAGAUUACAGAUCCCGCUGAAGAUAUCGAGCGCGAGCAUGAACGCCAAGUGGAUGCUCAAAACUCAGCAGCCGUGGGAUCAUCUUCAACCCCUGUCUUCGGAGCUUCAGGCGAAGAGGGUGUUGAUGAAAACAACCGCGGGGCCAUGAAGAGCCGUCAUGACUAUUCCAACCAAUCUAGUCGGCGAAAAGAAACUACGUUUGGCAAGUACAUUCUCGGGCAAACCUUGGGUGAAGGCGAGUUCGGCAAAGUCAAGCUUGGCUGGAGACGAGAGGGGGGUGUACAGGUCGCUAUCAAACUGAUACGCCGUGAGAGCUUGGGAGCCAAUCCGAGCAGACUGCCCAAGAUCUAUCGAGAAAUCUCAAUUCUUCGGGAUCUGUCGCAUCCCAACAUUGUGCGACUACACGAGAUGGUGGAGACUGACCGGUACAUUGGAAUCAUCAUGGAAUACGCGUCUGGAGGAGAGCUCUUUGAUUUCAUCCUGAAUAACCGCUAUCUGAAGGAUCACGCGGCUAGGCGUCUCUUUGCCCAGCUCAUAUCUGGUGUCGGUUACCUGCACAAAAAGGGAAUCGUGCACCGUGAUCUGAAGUUGGAAAAUCUGCUGCUAGACAAAAAUCGUAACAUUAUCAUUACCGAUUUUGGAUUUGCCAAUACGUUCAACUUGGGCGAUGAACUCAGCGAUGAAAUCGAAUACAACUUGACCAAUCGUGAAUUUGUCAAGAGGAUGCGCCUGGAUAAACUGGAUGCCAACGGACUUCGACGUGGUGACUUGAUGCAGACGAGCUGUGGUAGUCCGUGCUAUGCUGCCCCGGAGCUCGUGGUGAGCGACUCCCUUUACACGGGCCGAAAAGUGGAUGUAUGGAGUUGUGGUGUAAUUCUGUAUGCUAUGCUUGCUGGCUACUUGCCCUUUGACGACGACCCAGCGAACCCCGAAGGCGACAACAUUAACCUUUUGUACAAAUAUAUCGUCUCAACACCUUUGACCUUCCCCGAAUACGUCACACCUCAUGCCCGUGACUUGUUAAGGCGAAUCCUCGUUCCGGACCCUCGCAAACGUGCCGAUCUCUUUGAGGUUGCUCGUCACAGCUGGCUCAGCGAGUUUUCGCAUGUCGUAUCUCACAUUACAAGCAGCACUACCAAUAUUUCUGAUAUUGCAACCACCACGGUUCCUGCCGAAGGGACACAAGAAGGGCCAACUCUCGCCCGUAGCGCUUCCGUUCGCGAACCACAAAAGAGCUUCCAGACCGGCACGUCAACGCUCGGGGGUCUUACCCACCAGCAAGGAAAAGUCGCUCAGGACGAGUCGGCCGAGAAGACAAAGACUUCAAGGGAACAGAAGAGAAGAACAGUGCAGGUGGAAUAUGUCGCGCCUCAGUCACAGACCACCCGGGGCGAAUCCAGCUCGCGGAGUGCAGCCAACUCGGCCGCUGAUGUAUCAACAUCAACCCCCAGAGCAGCGGUACCGGCAGGCCCCCGCGCUCCUCCUGAUCAGAACAAACCUCUCCCUAGCGAACCGCGUGGAGAAGCUAGUCGGACAGACUACUCCUCUUCGAGCCAGGAUAACCGACCUGGUGUCCCUCGUUCGACCUCGGAAACAACUGGAGCAGUGUACAACACACGUCCAAAUACUGGACACUCGAUGGCGUCUCUAAGUGCUGGCAGGCUUCCUUCUCGUGGCUCGUACGGCCAGCCUGUUGCACCGACGGUGGCAGCGACAAAUGCCCAGGGUCGUCUAGCCCAGCCCAAGAACGGCAAACAAUACAACAUCUCAGCGCCGAUACCUCAAGAGGCCGAUAUUUCUAUUGGGCGGCCCAGCACGCAUCAACUGCCGUCCAACUAUAGCCCGAAUCCUCCGGCGGACAUUCCUCGUGGCCACAAGCGGUCAAGUACAGUCAGCAGCAUUGGUGAGAAGAUCUUUGGACGCUCGGGAUCUCUGUUUGGCAAUCGCUCGAGUCAAGGUCCUCGCUCAAAGCCUAGCAAACGAUACCCGCCUACGAGCAUGAAGGAGCCCUAUGCAGGUGAUGACUCGAGAGCCUCGAUAGAUUCUCGACAGUCUACCUCGCGCAUGAGCCGUAGCGAAGGGCGACCACGUCGGUUUUCGCUCAUCAAUUCUCUUAAGGGGCUAUCAUCCUCGGGACGAAGCGAACAGCACAGUGAGACCGAUAGUCAAGAGCACAACUUCUCUAGGCCGGCUACCGGUCCUAGCGGGUCAAUUGGCCGUGGAAAUACAUACGAAGCCUACGUUACUACGCGCGCUUCGGAACGGCCAACAGAGACGGAUUAUAGUGCUCAUAUAGACAGGCAAUUUGCGGAAUUGCAAGAAUACCAAACUGAUGCCUACGCCGAGGGACCCAAUGAGCAUGCAAACAACGACUUUUAUGGUUACCCGAACCACAACAAUGGCGGGUACGACAGCAGGUCGCGGCCGUCUAUGCAAAUUUCCAGGCCCAAACCAGGGGUGUUGCAGAAGAGCAACCGCAAAUUUGCGGACGCGUACGAGUACGAGAGAGAUCCCUCUCAUCACUCUGGGAGCUCGGGAGCGGCGCGCAAAGUCAUGGACUUUUUCCGUCGUCGAGGCAAGGCUAGGGCUGGUGAAUGA